AUGUUUAAAAGUUCGACUGAUCAAGAUCAAUUGAAUUCUUCAAUUUUAAAAAAUUGGAAGGAACAACAACAACAACAACAGGAACAAGACCAAUCAUUACCCUUAUCAUCUCCAUUACAUUCAACAAAUAAUUCAUCAUCUUCUCCAUCUUCAAACAUGAAUAAUAAUAUCAAUAAUAUCAAUAAUAUGGAUAUGGAUAUCGAUAUGGACUUCGAAGCGGAUAUCGACAUUGAUAUUGAUAAUGAAAUUGAUAAUGAUAAUGAUAGCGACUUUAGUCCAGAACAUGAAGAAUUAAUUAAGCAACACUUAAGAAUCACGAAAGAAAAUAAAGCAAGUAAUAAUUCAAAAAAUUAUUCUCAUGUCCCAUGUAAAUUCUUUAAAAAUGGGAAUUGUCAAGCUGGUAACGCAUGUCCAUUUUCUCAUUCUUUAGAUUAUUUAACUGCUAAUAGAACUCCUUGCAAAUAUUUUAAAAUGGGGAAUUGUAAAUUUGGUAAUAAAUGUGCUAACUCUCAUAUCAUUAAUCCAUCUCAAUAUAACAAUAGUACUAACACUAAUGUUAAUAUUGAUAGAAGAAAUUAUCCUCUGCAUCCAUAUGUACCAAAAUCAAGUUCCCUUCCAAGUGAUUACAAUGACAUCAAUAAUACUAAUAUUCCUAUGUCUAAUCCACAACAACAAAUAAGUUCCACGUAUUACUCAAAUACUUUAUCUCCUCCAUUAACUGCCCCAGGAAAUGGUAACCAAAAUUAUAAUUACAACUACAAUUAUAAUUCUACUAGUUUACAAAAUUAUUCACAACAACAACAACAACCUUAUUAUCCAACUUCAACAAGAACAACAAAUAUGAAUAUGGAUAUGAUGACUCCAAGAAAUUACGAAUACCGUCACCCACCACCACUACAACCCGGACCACAUUAUUCUUACCCUUCCUCAUCUUCUUCCCAACCUUUGUAUAAUAAUAAUGAACUGGCUAAUACAAAAGUAUCUCCUCGAACUUCCUCCUCUUCGUCUACAUCAGCUUACUCAAAUUCUAGGAAUAUGAAUUCUCAAGAAGAACACUAUCAAUCGUAUCAAUAUCCUUCUUUUUCGGGUACUAACGGAAAUAUUAAUAACGACGACAACAACAAUAAUUACACAGAUAUCGAAUGGGUUAGAAACAACUUAUUUAACAUGAGAAUUUCAAAUAAUAUAACUACAUCGGUACUACCACCACCACAGGCUUCUACUGGUACUAAUACUACUGUUACUAAUUCUAAUAAUAAUAAUAAUUUGGAUAAUCAUGAAUUUCAAGAAAAUUUAUUACUUUCAAUGACUGAAGAAGAUGAUGAAGAACAACAAAGACAAAAUGCAACAGUUGAUAAUAAUAGGAAAAAUAUGGAAAACAGGACGGUUGAAACUUGA
Naumovozyma dairenensis CBS 421 is the source of this 1398-nucleotide messenger RNA. It is a transcript of the gene LEE1, whose product is annotated as Lee1p. NCBI's taxonomy places the organism in Eukaryota, Fungi, Ascomycota, Saccharomycetes, Saccharomycetales, Saccharomycetaceae. Gene Ontology annotation, biological process: protein polyubiquitination. The record is from RefSeq and is a predicted model, not a curated record. The transcript has a single exon. Gene Ontology annotation, molecular function: ubiquitin protein ligase activity; metal ion binding. The coding region runs from base 1 to 1398 and encodes 465 amino acids.